Messenger RNA from Parasteatoda tepidariorum (common house spider), 753 nucleotides. RefSeq lists its product as uncharacterized. The record is from RefSeq and is a predicted model, not a curated record. NCBI's taxonomy places the organism in Eukaryota, Metazoa, Arthropoda, Arachnida, Araneae, Theridiidae. Gene Ontology annotation, molecular function: RNA-DNA hybrid ribonuclease activity; nucleic acid binding.
AUGGUUGAGAAUCUUUUCAGAUGGCUCCCGAGUGGAUCAGCAGGUGAGUGUGGAGCGGGAGUAUUUUGUCACCUGUUCUCUGCCUGCGCUUCUGUUGGCUACAGUGCAUCUGCCUACGACGGUGAAAUCGAGGCUAUUCUAAUUGCCUUAAAACAGCUACAGUGUCGUACUGACCAAUUUUCUAGCGCCGCCAUCUUAUCUGACUCUAAAGCAGCAGCACUUCUUGAUAUUAACUCUCCACUGAUUCCCCAAUCCAUCUCCUUUCAGAAAUGCAUUGAUUAUCUGAAGGACUUGACACUAAAAGGCAAACAAAUCGUCCUCCAGUGGAUCCCGGGACAUUGCGGGAUUUGGGGUAACGAAAAAGCUGAUUUCUUGGCCAAGAAAGGAACAACUAUUGUCCAAGCAUCUCGUUGCUCCAUCUCUCUGCACUCAUUUAAACUGCUGGUCCGAAACCAAUUCCGGAACAUGCUUUCAGAGAAUUUCCGUAAAAGCAAUAUACACAAAACCUGGUUCAACUAUAUUUUAACUAUCCCAAAUCAGCCCAUGUUUAAGGCAGUUGUUCUCGUUAGACUUGUAACGGGCCGUGACUGUCUGGCCAAACACCUUUUUAGUAUAAACAUUUUUGACUGUCCUAAAUGCAAGCUCUGUAGCUUUGUGGAUGACAUGGACCUGUCCCAUAUUUCCGCCUGUCCUGCGCUCUUCUCUACUACUGCGUGUGGACGCUAUUGGGAGGCUAGGGUCCGUAUGGGCUAA